CAUACGUCCGUCCUCGCCACUGAAACAGUGAAAUUCGUUCAAGCACUAGAAUCAAAAUCUCAUCCUAUAUACCUGGGGCAUUCUCUGCUCAAGCGCCUGUUACUGCUCAGUCUUCUCUCAAAUAACAUCAAGCAGUCAGCCUUCAGCGCUCCUCAACCUUGCAUAUUCAAUGCGGCAUUGACAAGUCAUGACAUCUCUUGAAAUUCCCAUGAACGAUGAACCGAUAUCCCAUACACUCUCCCAACCGACUUUUUCACCUACAGAACCAACGACUCACAACACGCGGUCGUCUUCUUCUUCUGCUACGUCCAGCCUCGUUGCUCCUGCGCAGCCACCCUCCUCUCAAGCAACAUCGUGGACACGCAUGGACUCCACCAACGAUGAUAAUUCAGGGGCAGAGCAGUUGGAACUGAGAAAACUGGAUAGUUUUGAAGAGGAGCACAGGGACGCCCCAACCGAGCAGCUGCCACUCAGCCCACCACUCACUCGCGUACCUACCAACGACAGCACGAGCGCGCGCAUCCUAACACCACCGCUGGAAAACGAAGAAAGCCAGGGUCUGGAGGAGGUGGACAUUGUUGACCAUGAUUGGCAUCCCCUUGCACGCGCGGAGUCACCAACCAAGGUUGACGGCUUGUCCUUACACGACCAUGAUAGCCUCCAUAUCGGUUCAGAGACAGAUAAGAAGCCUCGGAGGCGAGCAAAUCGUAAACCAGCGCAUCUAAAUCUUGAAUUUAGGGAGCCUUCGCCUCAGCCCUGGGAUAUCAUCGAUCCGCCACUUGACAACAAUGACCGCGUCGAACCUGAAUAUUACUCACCUCUAAGGUCUCCAAUGUUCGCGUCACAACAACCUGGGCGCCGGCGACCGUUGAUUCCCCACUCAUCGUACUACUAUGGCCCACCUCCAUCAGACUCGGCUUACGGAACACCACCAGUUGGGCAAAUUGGGGUUCACCACCCUCGAGAAAUUGUACGCAUUGAACGGGAUUAUGCCGCAGGGGAAUUGACUCAGUUCUCUUCAAUAUAUCCCAUCGAAUUUGACGGCCGAAUAACACCGACCCAAUUCAUGGAGACCAUCAACGACAUCAACGAGAUUCUCAUAUCCGCACAUAGCGUCCGGCAUUCCUUUAUAUACAACUUCCUCGCAGUUGCCACCCUGCACCUCUCGACAUUUCUACUCACGUCACACUAUGAUAAGGAGAUGCGACGGCUACAGCAAAGGAUCGAGGGAAUAAAUACCCAAAUUUAUAACCCCGUUGGCCUAAACAUUUUGUGGCCUCGGAACGUGGCUUUUCUUUUCGUACGUGUUUUUAGUACCGAGGCGUCCCUGCGCUCAUUAUUACUUCAUGACGAUCCGUCGCCUGAUACCAACAGUUAGAGAUUGAAUACUAUUGACCUUUUCGAGCGAUAUUGAUACCAGACACAUUUCAACGACACACUUAUUGUACAUCAUCUUGCCUAUGUCAUCGGUACAUGGAUAAUUUAAUAGGCCAAAAUGGGGAGUAUUGGUUUGCUAACUUGUGCUAACCACAAGUUGAACUGCUACCGAAACCAAUUGUGUC
Molecule: messenger RNA, 1562 nt
Organism: Suillus clintonianus
Lineage: Eukaryota; Fungi; Basidiomycota; Agaricomycetes; Boletales; Suillaceae
Product: Golgin subfamily A member 7/ERF4 family-domain-containing protein
Exons: 5
Coding region: 188-1378 (396 amino acids)
Biological process (GO): peptidyl-L-cysteine S-palmitoylation; protein targeting to membrane
Cellular component (GO): endoplasmic reticulum palmitoyltransferase complex; extrinsic component of endoplasmic reticulum membrane
Source: RefSeq, a predicted model, not a curated record